AUGAAAAAAAAAAAAAAGUCUAACGUUGAAAACUUGGAAAAAACGUUAAGAAAACGGGGUGGUAAAAUUAAGACAAUUUAUGAAAAAUGUGAUGAUAACGAACUUAAAGAUAUUAUAGAUAAUAAAAUAGAAUAUAUAUGGAAUUAUAUUCUUAAGAUUGAUAACAAAAUAAGUGAUGAUAAAAUGUUAGAAGAAGAAAUGAAACAUAAAAUAAAAAAAAAAAUCAGUUUUAAAAAAAUAGAUAACUAUGAUGAAAUUAUAUAUUAUAAUAAAAAUUUGGAAAAUCUAAUAAACAUUCAGAAAAUUCAAAAAACUUUACACCAUUUUAAUAUUAACAUAAAUAUUGAAGAUAUUAUAAAUAUGAUUUUAUAUUUUACUAAUAAUAAAUAUUUUAAAGAAAAUAUAGAAAAAAAUAUAUAUUUUGAAGAUUAUCUUGAUAAAAAAAAAACGGAAAAUAAAUUCUCUUCAAUUGAUAUUAAUAAUUUAUAUAUAAAUUAUGAUAUGUUUAAAUAUAUUUUUUUAAAUAUAGAUCUUAACAUAGCAAGUAAUGGAAACAUUUGGUGA
Plasmodium yoelii is the source of this 564-nucleotide messenger RNA. Its product is annotated as conserved Plasmodium protein, unknown function. The transcript has a single exon. Lineage: Eukaryota; Apicomplexa; Aconoidasida; Haemosporida; Plasmodiidae. The record is from RefSeq and is a predicted model, not a curated record. Bases 1 to 564 code for a protein of 187 amino acids.